Molecule: messenger RNA, 990 nt
Organism: Lathyrus sativus (Indian pea)
Lineage: Eukaryota; Viridiplantae; Streptophyta; Magnoliopsida; Fabales; Fabaceae
Source: the annotation of a GenBank genome assembly
AUGCCUGCUUUUCCAGAAGAGCCACUUCUCGCCCCUAACCCAGACCGUUUCUGCAUGUUCCCAAUUCAGUACCCUAAAAUCUGGGAAAUGUACAAAAAAGCUGAAGCUUCUUUCUGGACCGCAGAAGAAGUCGAUCUCUCCCAAGAUAACCAGCACUGGAUCUCCCUCACCGACGGCGAACGCCACUUCGUUUCGCAUGUUCUUGCCUUUUUUGCCGCCUCCGAUGGUAUUGUCUUGGAGAAUCUUGCCGGAAGAUUCAUGAAAGAGGUUCAAAUCUCAGAGGCGCGUGCUUUCUACGGGUUCCAGAUUGCGAUUGAGAAUAUCCAUUCCGAGAUGUAUUCUCUCCUCCUCGAAGCGUAUAUCAAAGAUUCAGCUGAGAAGAAUCGUUUGUUUCACGCUAUCGAGACGAUUCCUUGUAUUGCGAAAAAAGCUGAAUGGGCGAUGAGAUGGAUCGAUUCGUCUGAUACUUUUGCUGAGAGAAUCGUUGCGUUUGCCUGUGUUGAAGGUAUAUUUUUCUCUGGUAGUUUCUGUGCGAUUUUCUGGCUUAAAAAACGCGGUUUAAUGCCUGGAUUAACUUUUUCAAACGAGCUUAUUUCUCGCGACGAAGGUCUUCAUUGUGAUUUUGCUUGUUUGCUUUACUCACUUUUAAAGAAGAAACUCAGUGAAGAGCGUGUGCAGACAAUUGUGCGUGACGCGGUUGAGAUCGAGAGGGAGUUUGUUUGCGAUGCGCUUCCUUGCGCGUUGGUUGGGAUGAACGGUGAUUUGAUGAGUACGUAUAUUGAGUAUGUUGCUGAUAGAUUGUUGGGGGAGCUUGGAUGUGGGAAGAUUUAUAAUGUGACCAAUCCUUUUGAUUGGAUGGAUCUGAUAUCGCUUCAGGGGAAAACAAACUUUUUUGAAAAGCGCGUUGGAGAGUAUCAGAAAGCUUCUGUUAUGAAUAGUUUGACUGCAAAUGGGGCCGAUCAUGUUUUCAAGCUUGAUGAGGAUUUUUAG